Messenger RNA from Notothenia coriiceps (black rockcod), 971 nucleotides. RefSeq names its product ribosomal protein S6 kinase alpha-3-like. The record is from RefSeq and is a predicted model, not a curated record. Bases 378 to 971 code for a protein of 197 amino acids. The transcript is spliced from 7 exons. Gene Ontology annotation, biological process: protein phosphorylation. Gene Ontology annotation, molecular function: protein kinase activity; ATP binding. NCBI's taxonomy places the organism in Eukaryota, Metazoa, Chordata, Actinopteri, Perciformes, Nototheniidae.
UAGAGAUAACUGUGUGUGUAGUGUGUGUGUUUGUGUAAGUGUGUGUUGAGUCAAUCAGUUUCCGAAAAAGGGCGUCCUCCUCCUCCUGCUUGCAGCUUUUUCACAUGUUUGUCUCCCCGGAGGAAGGGGCGGUCUCUGCUCCGCGGCAGAUCCGGAAUUAGGAGGUGUUCGCUCGGAUCAGCUUGGCUCGGACGUUCGGUGGAGAGCUCCGCGGGCGGUUCGGUACCUCGGCGUCAAAAACAUUUAAUAUAAAGAUAACAUAAGAGAAAGAAAACGCCGACUGGAGUGGAAUUGUCGACCGAGGGAGGGACGAAGAAUUGGGACUGAGAAGAGAAUUAUAAGAGAAGAAGAAGAAAGAAAAGUAGUAGAAGAAGAAGAUGCCUCUGGCUCAGUUGGGGGACCCCUGGCAAAAGAUGCCUCUGGGGGGGACACAGGGAGAGGAUCCCCAUCACGAUCCUGAGGACUCCAUAGGCGAUGACGACUCGAUGCCCGUCUGCGUCGAUGACGUGCCGAUCAAGGAGAUCAACAUCACUAAUCAUGUGAAAGAGGGAUCAGAGAAAGGCGACCCGCGGCAGUUCGAGCUGCGCAAAGUCCUCGGACAGGGAUCCUUCGGCAAGGUGUUUCUGGUGAGGAAGGUCACGGGGCCAGACGCUGGUCAGCUGUACGCCAUGAAAGUCCUGAAGAAAGCUACACUGAAAGUGCGUGACCGGGUCAGGACGAAGAUGGAAAGAGACAUCCUGGUGGAGGUCAACCACCCCUUUAUCGUCAAACUGCAUUACGCGUUUCAGACGGAGGGGAAGCUGUACCUGAUCCUGGACUUCCUGCGAGGAGGAGAUCUCUUCACUCGGCUCUCCAAGGAGGUGAUGUUCACGGAGGAAGACGUGAAGUUCUACCUGGCAGAGCUCGCUCUCGCCCUCGAUCACCUCCACAGCCUCGGAAUCAUCUACAGAGACCUGAAGCCAGAGAAGUAG